AAGCCCAGGGAAAGAUUUGCAUGAUUUCGCAAAGCGUUCAUGAUGGGGAGCUCGUGCGUGCACGCGCCGCAUGCGUGUGUCCGCGCGUGCGUGCGGUAGGAGGAGAGAAAGACGCGAGGGGAAGAAAAGAGAGAAGGAAGGAGGGAUUCGGCAUCGCAGCGCGAGCCUAGUAUUUAAUCCUCUGAGUGCUGUGUAUUGUGUGUUAAUCGCCCGAUGGAAGAAAUGGAGCGAUGAAAACCAGAACUCACAAAGAGCCGAUGCCCGUACGUAGUGGGCGAAGGCGAGGUGGCAGUGAGGAGAGGAGGGGGAGACGUCCACAUCCUAGCCCAUCUCGAGCAGAACGAAAUGAACGACAAACAAGAGCUGCGGGAGAAGAGCUUGGUUGCUUUAACAGACGUUCACAAGGACAGGAUUCAUCCGAAAGCGAUGGAGAGCGGACUAUUCCUCCACCGAAGAGACAGAAGGUCCAGGACUCUUCGUCCAGUGCCCCAACAUCAACCCAUUCAACUGGCACAACAACCUCAGCACCGCAUCCAGCUUCGUGCAACACCCAGUCACGGGAAAGUGACAACGAGGAUGGCCAAUCACAAGGCAGCCGCAGCUCAGCUGGAGGAAGCUUAGCCAAUAGCAGCAGUAGUAUUAGCAGUGGGCGGGAUAUCGAUCAGGACAAUCGAUCCUCUUCGCCGAGCCUCUCUGGCUCCCCGUUGGCCAGUUUGGACUCUGAAUCAGACUCACCGGAUUCACCAAAGCAAGGCGGGAAGGUGAAAGAAGGAGCGGUGCCUAAACCGGGAGGAACAGGAAGGGGGAAUGACACUAGUAGCGGAGAAUGUCGAGACACUGAGGGGGGGAUGGAGGCGGAUUUAUCUGUAUUGAAAUCACCAUCGUCUCUUUGUCCUCUGAGUGAGAGCGGCAGUGCCAGAAAAUCCUACUUUUCAGUUGAUUCUAAAAUAGCACCCAAAAUGGAGUUCUCCAGUGUUGUUGGCGACGAGGCAUUACAUGGCUGCAGCCGCAACAAUGUCAACCCCAAAACGGCCUCUCAGUGUGGAGGAAAGAUGCUGGUUAGUGGAGCAGAGUACCCCCAUGGAAAUCCCAGUGUCAGCCAUGCCUCCUCCUCUGCUCUUCCACCUCCACCUGCUCUGAAGCCUCUUGAGGCAGGACAAAGUGCUUCUGGUGAUGUUAAAAUGGAAAAAGUUGAGAAAUGUGACAAGGCUCCACCCUCUCUGCUUCCACAGGCCACCUCCUUGCCUCAACAGGCCCCUCCUCCUCGCCACACUCAUCACUACAGCCCUACUACGUGGUCAGGCAGUGCUGUUUCCACUUGCCCUGGAAACUGGGGAUACACACGUUACCCAGGUGUCCACCAUGCACCUGUGCAACAGCAACAAUUGCCUUCUGUCUACAACCCCCCCUCCUCCACCCGUCACUCAUCCCAUCCCCCAUACCUGCCACACCCACACCCACCCCACCCACACAGGGAGUACUUGCCUAGGUAUGGCAGUCCAGCCGAGCGGGACAGGGCCACAAGGGACAUUGCAAUUAAAGACGGAACUGGUGGUUCUAGUGCACACAACAGUGCUAAUCUGGGAAGUGACUUUGUGACUCCUGUUCCUGGACAGAACCGAGAAUUUGGAGCACCAGGCCGAGAUGUACCACCAGGGGCCAGGGAAUUCCGUCCGGGAUUCCGGGAAAGGGACGCACUGAGAGACUUCUCUUUGCAGAAUCAGAACCAGCAACACGUAGCACAGAGCCGGGACUUUGGACCUGUCGGGGCAAGUGGGGCAGGAGGUUCGGGUGGCUGUCACCCAAGAGAUAAGGAGGGAAGAUGGGGAGAGUUUGCAGGCCAGAUAAGGGAAGUAGGUGUCAACAGCAACCCAAGUAAUGUCAACCAAGCAAAUGUUAGCAGUUCAAGCUCAAGUUUACCAUCCAGUUCUCCACAAAACAGUUCAGCCACCCAAAACAAGGACUUUCCGUCUACGCUGGAGCAGGUGGGGCAAGGGCAUCAAGGACAUCAAGUCCCUGCUGCGGGGUCGGAUCCUCCCCCCACCGCGCACUUCCUAAGGGAAUACCCUCCACCAGAGCCCAAGGAGUACCCUCCAGCAGGGGCUCAACCUUCUUCUGCCCCUCAUCCUGGUUCUUCCAGAGAAUACCCAAGUCCCACCAGACUUGCUUCAAAUAUGGGUCGGGAUUUUGCUGGAGGGCCUGCCGUGUCCCACCCACACUAUCUGGUCCAGCCAGGCCUGACUAGCCAAUCUAGGGAGAGGGAAAGAGAGAGGGAGAGGGAAAGAGAAAGAGACAACAGUGCUCCAUCUUCCAUUUAUCACAAUCGUAAUCACCCACCAUCUCUUUCUCCUUCCUCAUCUUCUUCCACACAUGGACACCAGCCUCCUGCUGCAUAUCCCGCUACUUCACACAGCCAGCAGCCUUUUCCAUCAUCCACACUUCCACCUAGUCAGACUCGUCCAGGGCAGUACCCUUCAUCCAAUCAGAGUCCACCCACUACUCUCUCUCCACUUCCUAGUCCAUCGACAAAUCAAAUGGGAGGAUUUCCCCCAUUCUCAUCAACUUCUGCACCUUCUGCAUCAGGUGCGGUCACUUCCUGCCUGUCUGGGUGCCGACCUGCUGCUUAUCAUGGCACUUUAAACAGUCACACCCCUUUUGCUGGUGCCUACCAUGGGAAUAGUAACCAUAGCAGCACCGCAGCUGCCAGCAAUCCAAAUAGCAACAAUAGUGCUAACAGUCACACGCAGUUGCAUUCGCCUACGCCCUCCAAAAUCCAACUCUGCAAUCCUGUUGCUCCACCCAGCAGUGUACCUGCUGGUGCAGACGGUCAAUCCGAAUCAUCGUCUUGUUCGUUGCCGCCACCUGUCAUAAAGGAGGAGCCAAUAGAAGAGAGGGAGGAAACUGAGAGUCCACCUUCUGUGCUCAGAAGCCCCUCGCCUGAGCCAAAGGCUAUUGAUAUUCCAAUUCACGCCAGCCAGUCUGCUCGGUUCCACAGGGUUUUAGAUCGUGGCAAUGGCAAUUCCUGUGCUCGCACUGAUGUCCUCUUCAUCCCUCUGGACGGAUCUAAACUCUGGAAAAAGAGGAACGAGGCAAUUGAGCGAGCCAGGCGAGAGGUGGAACAGAGAGCUCGUGACCUGAGAGAGAAGGAGAAAGAACGAGAGAGGGAGAGAGAGCGGGAGCGAGAAAGGGAGAGAGACCUGGAGAGGCACUUACAGCAGAAGGACAGUAACCCUGGAGCCGUUCCCCGUCAGGGCUCUUCUCUCUUCUUCUCUCCUUCCUCGUCUCUUCUCCUGGAUCCUUCUUCCUCAUCCUCCUCUCCCUGCGUAAACCCCUCCCACCACCCUGCCCACCACCCUGCCCACCACCCGACCCAUUCAAUCCACCCAUCCCAUGCCCACUCUCUCCAUCCUUCCCUCUCUCAUUCCAUUCCUCACUCCCUUCUUUUACCAUCUGUUGGAGGUCUCGGUCCAUAUCUUGGGCCUGAUACACCAGCGUUGAGGACGCUGAGCGAAUAUGCCCGUCCGCAUGCAAUGUCACCGCUUGGCGCAGCCAAUCGGGCUCCACCCCAUUUUCACCCCCACCCCCAUCCGCAUUCGCACCCUCACAUCCACCCCUCCCUCUUCCUGCCCCAAUUCCAAAACCCCGCCCUUGCUCAUCCACAUCAACUUCCUGCUGAUGCGGCCACCGCUGCGGCCAUCCUUGGAUUCCUUUAUGGAACCGGCUUGGAAGGAGGCCACGGCCACCCUGGGGCAGGGCCGGUGGCAGGGCCCGGACCGGGCGGAAUGGCAGGGCUAGGGGCCGGCCUUGGAGGGAUGGGGUUUCCGCACUCUGUGACAGCUCACAGGGAGCGGGUGAAGUCAGGGUUUGACUUUAAAAGUGAAUUUGACUCACAUACACACUCUCAUUCACACUCCUUACUGCUAGGAGGUGGGGCUGGUGGUGGAGGUCCAACCAGCGAUGUUGCCCUUUACGGGACUCCUCCACCUCCAGCUCCGCCCCCUCAAGCCCUCGCUACAGUUGCAAGAAAUCCGAGCGCUGUCCCUCAGCCUUUGUCAACCCCGCCUACUUCUUCAUUGUUACCACCUUCCCUACCGAGCCAUGCCCCUCCCACUGUAAACCCUAUAGGUCCUGCCCCUCCCCCUCCUCCACCUGCUCCUCCCCCGCCUCCUCCUGCACCCACGGCUUCUUCUCUCCAUCACCCCUCCUCUCAUUCCACCCACCCCACCCAGCCCCCAGCCCCUGAAGGUUACUCUGCACCAAGUCGGACUCCACCUAAUACCGAGAGAGCAAGGAGCGUGGAGAGAGAGAGGGAGAAGGAGAGAGAAAGAGCACUGCCGGGUGGAGACAGAGAAAGAGGAGCCCCAGCAACCCCGGCUGGGGGCGGAACUUCAGGAGGAGGUGGGGCAUCAGGAGGAGGUGGAGCAGGAGAGUCUCUGGGGCGACUACAAAUGCUAAACGUGACUCCACAUCAUCACCAGCAUUCACACAUUCACUCUCACCUCCAUCUACACCAGCAAGAUACAGCACCCAGCAGUGUGCACCCGCUCAUUGAUCCGUUAGCGACGGGAGCUCCGUUACCAAGGCUACCGUAUCCAGGAUCCAUCAUCACACACCCGCUCACUGAGAGCGACGUACUGCGACAGCAACUCUUCGGUGCUCCGUUCCGUGAUUUACCCCCCCACUCCUCCAUGCAUCAUCAGAACGCAGAGCUACAGAUCCAGAGACUCGCACUGGAGCAGCAGUGGAUCCAUCACCAUCAUCACUCUCUCACACAGGAAGAGUAUUACAGCCACCUGAAGAAAGAAAGCGACAAAACGCUGUGAGCGACGAACCAAGCGACAGAGAAACACGGGAAAGUGCAAAUAAACAAAUGAAGGAAGUGACAGGAGCGAUCGAAAACUCUUGACACACAGCACGGUUACAACAACACGACAGCAGUCCGACAGUCUGAGUGAACACUACUGACACAUCACUUAUUAAACACUACAAUAAUAUUAGCUCACAAUACAGUACAAUGCAUUCUGAUUGGCUAAGAAUGACGACACGUAAUUAACAGUUAUUCCACGAAAUCGAGUCGUACAUGAGCUGACAGCCGAUGAGGCGCGUAGCACCGAGUCGGCUAUAAUCCAUGUACGACGAGAUUGAGUGGAAUAACUGUUUUAUUUGAUCCAUAUUCACUGGAUUUUGAGAAACAGAGCAUUUUUAUUUUUUGCAAAUUCGAGAAAUAAAAACUUUCUACAAAACGUCCGACAAAAUCAUUUCUGCUUCGAAUGUUAACCCUCUCAUGAUAUAUUUGCCCUGUUGAUAGUGGGCGGGGCUUGCUGAGCGAUGAACAAGAUUUUUAUCUGUAGCCUUUUAACUAAAAUGGGGCAGUCGAGCAGUAACGUUAGUCCAACACAGUAGCAGAGACGCUUUCACAUAAAGGCAGCAACAGCCACCGUCAAAUCGUACGGUUGGAGUCUUGUUCUCAGACUCGACUCGAAAUUUUCUUGAAUGACUUGGGUUUGAACACUGGCGACUCGAGGUUUAGUGACUCGACUACAGCACUGAUGAUAAUUCUUGAAAAAUACAAAAGGUACGUUCGUACCAGGCGGCACGGUGGUGUAGUGGUUAGCGCUGUCGCCUCACAGCAAGAAGGUCCGGGUUUGAGCCCCGUGGCCGGCGAGGGCCUUUCUGUGCGGAGUUUGCAUGUUCUCCCCGUGUCCGCGUGGCUUUCCUCCGGGUGCUCCGGUUUCCCCCACAGUCCAAAGACAUGCAGGUUAGGUUAACUGGUGACUCUAAAUUGCCCGUAGGUGUGAAUGUGAGUGUGAAUGGUUGUCUGUGUCUAUGUGUCAGCCCUGUGAUGACCUGGCGACUUGUCCAGGGUGUACCCCGCCUUUCGCCCGUAGUCAGCUGGGAUAGGCUCCAGCUUGCCUGCGACCCUGUAGAAGGAUAAAGCGGCUAGAGAUAAUGAGAUGAGAUAUACCACAGCUGUGUAAAAUAUGUCAAAAAUAGUUUUCGAUUGACUGGUAGGUGAGCAUGUUCUGUAAACAUCAUUGUUUCCAUUGUGGCUUUCUGGAUCCUACAGGUGGUAUUCAGACCUGGCGACUUUGUCGAUUGUCACACGGAGACUGUUUUAUGAUGUUUCCAAAACAUGAAGACGUCUAUUUCCAAAGUAGUGCCUGAAUAUUUAGCUGAUGAGAGCUAAUCGACGAGAGGCACCGAAUACGGUGCUGCAACAGAGACUGGAAGAGGAGAGAGAGGAAAAAAAUAACCAUAGAAAGUCAUUUUCGACAGUUUAUUUACCGUUAAUGAGGUAAACAAACACAAGUGUCUCUGUAGAGAUCCUUUCCAUGUUGCCAGACAUGGAAUAUAAUAACGUUAUGAGCCAGUCAUUGGUGAAAAUUCGCGGUUUACUUUGACACAGAUUAUCGCCGCAUCAGCUUACGUUGUAUAGCCGUUUUAUGGAUGAUGCUAAAAGCAUUCUUCUCCAUCGUUUUUGUCCCUGGUAUAAAUUUGGAUCCUCAAAGGUGGUAGAAUAGAGUCCUGGUGAGAAAAUCCUAAAGUUUCCAUUUAAGUCCAAGAUAUACGGUGGUGGGCGGCACGGUGGUGUAGUGGUUAGCACUGUCGCCUCACAGCAAGAGGGUCCGGGUUCGAGCCCCGUGGCCGGCGAGGGCCUUUCUGUGCGGAGUUUGCAUGUUCUCCCCGUGUCCGUGUGGGUUUCCUCCGGGUGCUCCGGUUUCCCCCACAGUCCAAAGACAUGCAGGUUAGGUUAACUGGUGACUCUAAAUUGAGCGUAGGUGUGAAUGUGAGUGUGAAUGGUUGUCUGUGUCUAUGUGUCAGCCCUGUGAUGUCCUGGCGACUUGUCCAGGCUGUACCCCGCCUUUCGCCCGUAGUCAGCUGGGAUAGGCUCCAGCUUGCCUGCGACCCUGUAGAACAGGAUAAAGCGGCUAGAGAUAAUGAGAUGAGAUAUACGGUGGUAUUUGUGGAGCAAGAUUUUUUUUAAAUUUAGACGCUUAAGCCUGAAAAAACAUUCGGUGAUCAGGGAAAAACAAGCGGACUGAUAAAGUGGAUUAUAUUUUGAGGGUGAAGUAUGCUGUUCAUUACAACACAAUGACAAUUCAAAAAAAAAAAAAAUUAGACCAAUACAACAGUGUACAAAUGAUCAGUCAAAUAAAUACUGAAUAUUUAAGAGAAUAUUUAACAGGGGGAAGCCCUCAUGGUUAGAGAAGCAGCUUUGGGGCCAAAAGGUUGCUUGUUUGAUUCCCUCAACCAGCAAUAAUGGCUGGAGUGCCCUUGAGCAAGGCACCUAACCCCCAACUGCUCCCCAGGCUGCUCUGGGUGUGUUGUACGUUGCUCUGGAUAAGAGCAUCUGCUAAAUGCCACGAAUGGAAUGGAAUGGAAUGGAACAGUUAUUCCACGAAAUCGAGUCGUACAUGAGCUGAUAGCUGAUGAGGAGCGUAGCACCGAGAUUGAGUGGAAUAACUGUUUUAUUCUAUCCACAAUCACUGGAUUUUGAGAAAUGGAGCAUUUUAAUUUUUUGCAAAUUUGAUAAACAAAAACUUUAUACAAAACGUCUGACAAAAUCAUUUCCACUUAGAAUGUAAACAAACCGGCGAAAUGACAGGAGCAAUUUGCGAAAAAGGUGAGAAUAAUUUUUGAAAAUUAAAAAACAAACAGACAAAAUGAUACGUUCUUACGAUCAAAUACUUUCAUUCCGUAGUUUGUUGCUUUUUUAUUUUUAUUUUUUGGGGUUUUGUUUUCGAGUAGAGUUUUUAUUUCGUCCUCGGUUGGUUCAGCAACACGCUCCGCCAUUUUGUUUUUCUCGACUCCUGGAAUAUGAGCUGAUAUCCUAGUAGUAGAGUACCCAAUCAGAUCGCGCGAUUGCUCAUAUCCAGUGAAUGUGGAUCGAAUAAUAGCUUAAUAUGCUGUACUGACAUGAAUAUCUCUUUCCAUUGCUCUUGCAAAUUGGUCUCAAUUUACAGUUUAGCUUCACAUUAUUUGGCUGCAAUCCUGUAAGCAAAUAAUAAUAAUAUGAAAAAAGGACAAAAUCCUUUCUCAAUUUAAUGUAUAAGUCCUCUUAUUGCUAAUUUUUCAUGUGGAAAGUCCAUGCAGUUUAGUUCGUACCAUCGCUUACAUUCUAGUCGCUGUAAAUAAUCCUUCCCUUGUUUUAUCUUGAAGUUAAUACAAACCCCCCCUCAAAAAAAACCCCUUGCAGCCACAAAGAACACAGUUCUGUCUCGAAGACUUUCAUGUGGUGGAAAACCUCAUGUUUAUAACUGUUUACUGAGACUGUUUACAAAAGCAUGGACACUUGGGACUUCUUUUUUUUUGGUUAAAUAAACAUCUCCUUCAAGAAAACGUCACCAUAAUAGAGUUUAUGAAUG
Neoarius graeffei (lesser salmon catfish) is the source of this 8366-nucleotide messenger RNA. It is a transcript of the gene atn1, whose product is annotated as atrophin 1. Gene Ontology annotation, cellular component: nucleus. The coding region runs from base 231 to 4823 and encodes 1530 amino acids. The transcript has 10 exons. NCBI's taxonomy places the organism in Eukaryota, Metazoa, Chordata, Actinopteri, Siluriformes, Ariidae. The record is from RefSeq and is a predicted model, not a curated record. Gene Ontology annotation, molecular function: transcription corepressor activity.